Molecule: messenger RNA, 4168 nt
Organism: Patella vulgata (common limpet)
Lineage: Eukaryota; Metazoa; Mollusca; Gastropoda; Patellidae
Product: endothelin-converting enzyme 1-like
Exons: 17
Coding region: 689-2953 (754 amino acids)
Biological process (GO): protein processing
Cellular component (GO): plasma membrane
Molecular function (GO): metalloendopeptidase activity
Source: RefSeq, a predicted model, not a curated record
CCAAUUUUCAGGUCGCGCAAAAGCAGUGAUGCUUGACUGUCACCGUGUCACACAACAAUCCGUACAAAAAUAAACUUGUUUGUGGCGAAAGUUUAACAGGAUAUGAUUAUGAGGAUUGAUAGUGUUUGUAAAAUGGAGGAACUUUGUUAAGUUAUUCACGACAGUGAUUCAAAUUAUAUACCGUGGACUGUGUUAUUUUGUUUAGUCUAGAAGUGAAGUUCAUCAUGUAAACAAAAGUUAUAAAACUUGGCUUACAUUUUAUAAUCAGAAUUUGUCUUGAACGUACAUCAGUUUAUUCGUAGACUUGUUUUCAGUCAUGAAAUCAGAGGUAGUAACUAGCGACGUAACGAGUUCAAACUAAGUCUCUCUUCCUACAAGAAAUUCUGUUUAUUUAAAUUAAUACCAAUUUCAUCAUAGUGGAAAUCAUUUCAGACACAGGUCAAUGAAAAUGUUACUGACAUAGGAUGAGAGCUUAUGUUUACAAAUAGAAAUAUAUACCGUAAAUAAUAGCCCAUUAUAUUAGUGUAAAUGAUAACAGUUUAUAUCAAAUUUCAUGAUCAGAAUAAAACCGAUGUAGAUAAAUUUAAAUUAGAUAUUUGAUAUUCGGUAACAAUUUUAGACUCUAAGCUUACAUUGAUCGGGUAAUGAAAUAUGAAUAGGCCUAUAAUUACAACCAAAUAGUUGUUCAAUGAAUGGUGAUAUUAAGACCUCACCAGUCAAUAAAUUGAGAUCUAGAAUUAUGGCAGACAGCUACAGAUAUGAAGCACUCAGUGAAGAUCAAGAGGAAGAUCGGAGCGAUAAAGUAUCUCGAUGGAAAAAGAAGAAAUGUCCUAUUUAUCCUAUAGCUUUGAUUAUAUUGAUUAUUGCCACAUUAUUGUUGACCGGUUUCAUUUUAUGGGAUAAACACAAUAAAAAAUCUGUAGAUCAACCAUGUCUAACAGAACAGUGUGUGAUGAACAGUGGCUCUAUUAUAGCUAUGAUGAAUUUAUCCGUUGAUCCUUGUACAGACUUUUAUGAAUAUGCAUGUGGAAAAUGGAUUAAUAAUGCUAUAAUACCUCCAGACACAUCGUCAUAUAAUACAUUCUAUACUUCAUAUGAAAAAAUUAAUUUAAUUACACAGCAGUUGUUAACUGAAGAAAAUGGAGAGCUCAAUUCUGAAGCAGUUAAGAAAGCUAAGGAAUUUUAUCAAAUGUGCAUGAAUGCAGAACAAAUAGAGAAAUUAGGUACAACUGAAGUCUUAAAGCUUAUCAAUAAAUUGGGAUCCUGGACAGUAACAACAGAUGCUGUAUCGGGUACAUGGAACAAUGAGACCUGGGAUUUAACAACAGCUAUAUCUAGUUCCGCUAGUCUAGGCAUACAUCCAUUAUUAUUUAUGUAUGUACAACAAGAUUCUAAAAACAGUAGUGCCAACAUAAUGCAGAUUAGUCAAGCUGGUUUAACUUUGAGACAACGAGAAGAAUAUAUUAAAAAUGCUGAAAAAUACAAAAAGGGAUUUUUGGAUUUUGCAAUACAAUAUGGACGUCUUUUAGGAGCUGAUGAUUCGGUUACAGAUAAAAUGAAUAAAUUGUAUGAUUUUGAGAAAAGUUUGGCCGAGAUUUUUGUUCCAAAAGAAGAAUUGAUAGAUAUAGAAAAAACCUACCACAAAAUAACUGUUGCUGAUUUACAAAAUAUGCUUAAUGAGCAGAUUGAUAUAAAGAGAUAUCUAGAUCGAAUCACAAAGAGUAAUAUAAGUACCAGUACCAAGAUAAUUGUCACAACACCACCAUAUUUCCGUAAACUGGGAUUAUUACUAGCGAAUACAGAUAGAGAAGUAUUAGCUAACUAUGUUGUAUGGAAUAUGCUUCAAGCGCUACCCGCCUACUUACCAGGUGAAUUUACGAAUGCAGCGUUAGGGUUAUCAAAGGUUGAAUCAGGAGUAAAAGAUAUAGCACCAAGAUGGAAGAGAUGUGUUGGUAAAACGAGUAAUCAACUAGGUUUUGUUACAGGAGCACUCUAUGUAAACAAAAAGUUCUCUAAAGAUAACAGAAAAGAGGUUGAUGAAAUGUUGAAUAAUGUUAAAAAAGCCUUUAUUAAUGGAUUAGAAGAUUUAACCUGGAUGGAUGAAGAAACCAAACAGAUAGCUAUAGAUAAAGCUAAAGCUGUGGGAAAUAUGAUUGGAUUCCCAGAUUGGAUUCUACAACCAGAAAAACUAGAUGAAUAUUAUGAAAAUAUAAAUAUAACGGAAGGUCAUUUUCUGCUUAGUCAUUUAGCCUUGAGAAGCUUUGAUGUGAUGAAAAACAUUGAAAAAUUACACAAACCACCUGAUAGGACUGAAUGGGAAAUGUCACCUGAUCAAGUCAAUGCAUAUUAUAACCCACCUAAUAAUGAUAUAGUAUUUCCUGCUGGUAUUCUACAGCCACCCUUCUAUGAUCCAAACAUGCCAAUAAUGAUAAAAUAUGGUUCAAUAGGUAUGGUAUUUGGCCAUGAAUUAACUCAUGGUUUUGAUAAUCAUGGACGUAAAGUUGAUAAGUAUGGUAAUCUUAAAAAUUGGUGGAGUAAUUCAUCAGCUGAACAGUUUACAGAAAAAUCAAAAUGUAUGAAAGAUCAGUACAGCAAAUACAGUGUGGAUGGAACACAGUUAAAUGGUGAAUAUACUCUGUCUGAGAAUAUAGCUGAUAAUGGUGGUAUAAAGUUUGGUUAUAUGGCGUAUAAAUUAUCUGGUCACACAAGUAAUAUACAACUACCUGGUCUUGCUGAUCUAUCAGAUGACCAACUAUUGUUUCUAGGUUUUGCUCAGGCAUGGUGUUCAUUAAAUACAGCUCAACAGACAAAACUGAGUAUAAUGUCUGAUGUACAUUCUCUUCAUAGAUAUAGAAUAAUUGGAUCACUGUCAAAUUUUCCUCAGUUUUCAAGUGCCUUUAAUUGUCCAGCCAAUUCGCCUAUGAAUCCAGGGAAAAAAUGCACUGUUUGGUGAUGUGAACAAUAUUAUAGUGAGAAACUUAUAGGGAAGAUUUAGAUCUGCUUUAAUGUUUAAUAGAUUAUAAAUUUAUGAUAUUUCUUAUUAACAAUCGAAUUUGACUUUUGAUAGUGAUAAUUUAAAGAAAAACAAUCUGUCCAAGCUGAAAUCUCAUCGAAGAUUUUAUUUUGUCGGACCUUAUUUUAUUAAUGUGCAAUUUUAUAAAAGUUUAUUGAAAUAACAAUCCAAUUUAAUGCUACAUUUAAGAGUUUGGAUUCAUAUUAUUUUCUAAAAUGUAAAUUGUUUGGGUAUUUUUUAAAAGUUAAAUACUACCAAAAGAGCAGUAUUUGGGGUGAUUAAAUUAGCUGUUGAACAUGUGUGAUAUAAAAAAAAGGUUUUGGUGGUGGUAUUUGCUAGAUAUGCCCCUAAAAACCUUGCCUUUAAGCAAACAGCAUUAUUAUUGUGAUGUUCCAGUGUACAAGCAUAUUUACUUGUUCAACUGGUAAUACUCAAAAGCUCAAACUUAGUAUAUGCUGUUUAUUUAUUUGUAAAGAUAUUUUCUAUUUAAUAGAUAUAUAUUCCUAUAACAUAUGUGCUCAAAUUAUCGAACUUUGAAAGGAACAAAGCUCAAUCAAUUUUAAUAAUAAUACAGAGUGUAGUGUACGAAAAAAACAUUUGAAGAGCCCCGGGGAAAAACGAUCUAGGUCACUUUUUCAACGAACCCCAGUUAAUGGUGCCAUCUGGUAGAAAAUUGUAUAAGCUUUCUGUGGAACAAUCAAUUUCAGGUAAAAACAAUUGGAGUCACAUUGAACCAAGGCCCUUCUCAAAUGGCCUCCCGGACAAAUACGUCCAUCGUACCAUUUAUUUGACCUUAACUUGGCUGAAAAGUGGAAGUCAGUUGUUGUACUGGUAAUUAUGAUUCGUAUUAAACAUCAUUUUAAAGUUGUAAUUAAACCCAUGCGUUGUUCUAUUCGUGUCAGGCAUUCUUGUCCAGAAGUCUGUUUUGCCUUUUAUGUGAAAAGACAAAAAUGUGACUUAGAUCGUUCUUCCCCUAGAUUCUUCAUUUAUAUUUCUGUAACCAAGUUUCAUACAAAUUGUAUAUACAAUAUGUUUACCAUGAUGUCUUAUUAAUCAAAUGUCUUCCAUAUAACAUUCAUAUUUCAUAGUGUCCUAAUGUUAUGUAGUUGUUAAAAAUAUUUUCUGAAUUUACUUCUAAUACAGUAUAAGGUUGUU